Darwinula stevensoni is the source of this 753-nucleotide messenger RNA. The record is from the annotation of a GenBank genome assembly. NCBI's taxonomy places the organism in Eukaryota, Metazoa, Arthropoda, Ostracoda, Podocopida, Darwinulidae.
AUGGAAGCGAUAGCUCAACAGCUGCCUGAAGAAAAUCUACUGUAUUUAGCGGAUUCCCGCUUUGCUCCAUACGGUUAUGCCCAAGAUUUGUCAGAUGUAAUGUUUGUGGCUACAGCCAAUUCAUUGAAUAUUCCACCUGCACUUUUGGAUCGGAUGGAAGUGAUUCGUUUGUCGGGUUACACCGAGGAUGAAAAACUCAACAUUGGUAAACGUUAUUUGGUGCCUAAACAAAUUGAGAACAAUGGUCUCAAAAAGGGAGAAUUAACCAUCGAUGAUAGUGCUUUGAUGGAUAUUAUUCGCUACUACACAAGAGAGGCGGGCGCAACGCCUAAAGAUGGACCUUCCGCAGGAGCUGCGAUGACGGUCGCGAUGGUUUCUGUCUUGACAGGUAUUCCCGUUCGUGCAGAUGUUGCGAUGACAGGUGAAAUCACGCUGCGAGGAGAAGUUUUAGCGAUUGGUGGACUUAAAGAAAAACUUUUAGCAGCGCACCGAGCUGGCAUCAAAACAGUGAUUAUUCCAGAAGACAAUUUUAAGGAUCUUACUGAAAUUCCUAAAAUUGUCCAAGAAGAAAUGACAAUCGUUCCUGUUAAGUGGAUAGAUCAAGUUUUAGAUGUUGCCUUGGAAUGCAGCCCUGAAGCCAAAGCUAUUGAAAAGUCAAAACAACUUGAGAAAGAUCAGGAGAAGAGUAUCGAUGAUGUUGCUCCUGUGAUUCGCAAGAAACCAAGAGCAGGUUCUGGCGUCCAAAAGCAUUAA